Messenger RNA from Salvelinus namaycush (lake trout), 8154 nucleotides. RefSeq names its product rho-related BTB domain-containing protein 2-like. Gene Ontology annotation, biological process: small GTPase-mediated signal transduction. Gene Ontology annotation, molecular function: GTP binding; GTPase activity; protein binding. NCBI's taxonomy places the organism in Eukaryota, Metazoa, Chordata, Actinopteri, Salmoniformes, Salmonidae. The transcript is spliced from 9 exons. The record is from RefSeq and is a predicted model, not a curated record. The coding region runs from base 1957 to 4053 and encodes 698 amino acids.
UUGCAUUGAGGAGUAGGUUGGCAAUCCACCCCAGAAUUCAGCUUCUGCCGCCGUCGAAGUUCGCAGCCUUCUUCCAUUCAGGAACAUAAUAUUGAAGCUAUUUUAUAUGAAUUGGCGUGCUGCAGAUAGCCUACUAACUACAUUGUGCGAGGAUCUAAUAGCCCUAUAUUGGAACCCACAAAGACCAAGCAUAACCAGCCAACGGUACAGCCAUGCAGAGUGGACACUCGAAUUUCGUCGAAACACAACUUCAUCAUGUUUCGCGCCCUCAUUGUCAAAGACGGUGACAUUGUUGCAACUCAUAGUUGCGGAGGUUGUCUGGGUAUUUUGAAUUGACAUUUUAUUAACGAAUUAAGCUACGGCGGUGUAGUAGCUGGCUUGAUAUGUUAUUACAUUUUUCCCCUCGUGGUCCAGUCUGGCUCAUGUCCGGCCACAUUGUUUACGUUUUUGCGCGUGGCUGUCAGUCUACUUUGUAAAGGUCAUUCAGUUGCCAUACCCCUGUUACCGUAGGGUAGGGUAUCACACAGAAGCAAAUCUGGUUCCCUUGGAAACUGGAUAACGAGAUCAGCAACCACUAUUUUUCUAGACGUGGAUAGAGGGUCUGUCUGUCUGAACUAAUUAUGUUAACGACAAUUUUCUUGGAUCCUAGACUGAUCUACGGUUAGAUUUUUGUUGGGGGGGGAGCUUGCUAAGACACUGCCAAGGAGGGGCUCUUUAUCAAAUAAUGCUUAGAUGAUUGAAUGUAUAAAUUCAUCAAGAGACAGAUGUCAGUGUGAGUAUUUUUGUCCAAAAGAACGCUCUUGUUUGACAUUGCCAGGCCUAUUGGUAAGGCCAUGCCUGAAUUUAUUGAAAUAUUUGUUUUGGUUGCAAGUGCUUUAUACAGAACUGUGAUUUCAGCUGCAUCCUUGCAUAAUGGCACCGUGGUCUGUUUAAUUUGAUCAAAGAUGUAUCUCAUGGGGUAACAAUGUGAAUCAUAUUAUAUUUUGUUAUGUUGAAAGUGGCUUAUUUUGGAGAGAGAUUGUGAUCCUAUAACACAUUGUUCUUGGAAAUGGAAUGUCCUCUCCUUUCAGUAUAACUUAGUAUGUAAGUCUGCAUAAAACACAGGGAAACACAAAAUGACAAGACACAGAUACUGCCUGAGUAUAACCCAGAUGCUAGACAAAUUAAUUUAGCAGAGUCUGCUUAUUUUUAGGAACACAUCCUACUUCACUUCCAGAACUCUGAAAUCCCCAGCGUGUCUCUUGAAAUGAAAGAGUAAGGAACGUCAGGGACCGUCUGAAUUGGCACAGGCACUCAGCCAGGCAGCCACAUCACUGGGGCCGAGCUCCCAGCCAUCCAGGACCUCUAUACCAGACGGUGUCAGGCCAUAAAAAUGUUCAAAGACUACAGCCACCCAAGUCAUAGACUGUUUUCUCUGCUACCGAAUGGCGAGCGGUACUGAUACAACAAGUCUAGAACCAACAGGACAUUGAACAUCUUCUAGCCCCAAGCAAUAAGACUGCUAAAUAGUAUUUGCACUAACUUUUUUGUCUCAUCACAUAUGCUGCUGCUACUGUUUAUUAUCUGUGACUAUAUUCCUAGUUAUAUGUACAUAUCUACCUCAAUCACCUCGUACCCCUGCACAUCGACUCGUUACUGGUUCCCUGUGUAUCAUUGUGUAUUAUGUGUUUUAUUACGUGUUCUGUUAUUUCUCAAUUUUCUUUCUCUGCAUUGUUGGGAAGGGCCCGUAAGUAAGCAUUUCACUGUUAGUCUACACCUGUUGUUUACGAAGUAUGUGACAAAUAAAAUGUUAUUUGAUUGCAGUAUUGACACCUGAUGGGAUCAGAGGGGUCGUGAUGAGGUGCAAUGUUUUUAACAAGCUCCUCAGUACCUCUGUGAUAUUUGAUAUCUCCAGUUGAUUAUCCCUUUGGAAUUUUAUCAAACUCUGCUUUCCUCUGCCCUGACAGGCCCCAGUUGAUGGAUUCUGACAUGGACUAUGAGAGGCCAAAUGUUGAGACUAUCAAGUGUGUGGUGGUAGGGGACAACGCUGUUGGGAAGACCCGCCUUAUCUGUGCCCGGGCCUGUAAUGCCACACUCACUCAGUACCAAUUGCUUGCUACACAUGUACCCACUGUCUGGGCCAUAGACCAGUACAGAGUUUGCCAGGAGGUUCUGGAGCGAUCUAGGGAUGUGGUGGAUGACGUCAGUGUGUCGCUGCGGCUCUGGGACACGUUCGGGGACCAUCACAAGGACCGACGCUUUGCGUAUGGAAGGUCGGAUGUGGUGGUUCUGUGUUUCUCCAUCGCCAACCCCAACUCCUUGUACCAUGUGAAGACCAUGUGGUACCCUGAGAUCAAACAUUUCUGCCCCCGGGCUCCAGUCAUCCUGGUGGGCUGCCAGCUGGACCUGCGCUACGCUGACCUGGAGGCAGUCAACAGGGCACGACGGCCACUAGCAAGACCCAUUAAAUACAAUGAGAUUCUGCCUCCAGAGAGGGGCCGUGAAGUGGCCAAAGAGCUGGGAGUGCCGUACUAUGAGACCAGCGUUGUGGCUCAGUUUGGAGUAAAGGACGUAUUUGAUAACGCCAUCCGGGCCGCCCUAAUCUCACGACGCCACCUGCAGUUCUGGAAGUCACACCUGCGCAAUGUGCAGCGGUCCCUCCUCCAGGCCCCCUUCCUGCCUCCCAAACCCCCACCACCCAUCAUCACUGUGCCACCUCCCCCCACCACCACUGAGGAACAUCCUGGCCGUCUUCUAGAGGACCCCCUGUGUUCCGAUGUCAUCCUGGUCCUACAGGAGAAGCAGAGAAUCUUCGCCCACAAGAUCUACUUGGCCACGUCCUCCUCCAAGUUCUAUGACCUCUUCAUCCUGGACGCCCGGUCUGAGGAGACUGAGCGGCCCCCGCGCGCCACCGCUCUGUCUGGCCGUGAGAUGCUGAUGCGUGCUGCCAGCUUUGAUGUGUGUGAGAGCCCUGACGAAGGUGACAGGGCCAACCUGCGGGCCUGCACCAGUGACGGCACCCUGAGGGACUCUGAAGGGGGCCGGAGGGGCAGACUGCUGUCUACCUGGAGCAGGGCUUUUGUCAGCAUCCAGGAGGAGAUGGUGGAUGACCCAGUGACCUACAGCCCCAGGCCUAUGACCGUGGUGCACAUGGACCAGUCCAUGCAGCUGGGGCCCUUCCGCGCUGUGCUGCGCUACCUGUACACUGGUCAGCUGGACGAGCACGAGAAGGAGCUAAUGCACAUCGCACACAUUGCUGAGCUGCUGGAGGUCUUUGACCUGCGCAUGAUGGUGGCCAAUAUCCUUAACAACGAGGCCUUCAUGAACCAGGAAAUCACCAAAGCCUUUCAUGUACGGCGCACCAACAGAGUCAAAGAGUGCCUGGCCAAAGGCACCUUUUCUGAUGUAGUGUUCAAGCUGGAUGAUGGAACGAUCAUGGCCCAUAAGCCCCUGCUCAUCUCCAGCUGUGACUGGAUGGCAGCUAUGUUUGGGGGGCCCUUUGUGGAGAGCUGCACCAAAGAAGUGCUGUUUCCUAACACGACUCGCAGCUGUAUGAGGGCUGUGCUGGAGUACCUGUACACUGGGCGCUUCUGUUCCCGCACUGACCUGGAUGCCAUGGAGCUCAUUGUUCUUGCCAACCGUCUUUGCCUCCCACACCUAGUUGCACUAACAGAACUCUACACAGUGACAGUCCUGAUGGAGGCUGCUAUGAUGGGGGCUGAUAUUGACGGAGAUGUGCUGUUAUACCUGGAGAUGGCUCAGUUCCAUUGUGCCCAACAGCUAACUGGCUGGUGCCUUCACCACAUCUGCACCAACUAUAAUAGUGUGUGCCGCAAGUUUCCUCGAGACAUGAAGGCCACGUCUACAGACAACCAGGACUACUUUGAGAAGCACCGCUGGCCACCAGUGUGGUUCCUGAAGGAGGAUGACCACUACCAGAGAGCAAGGAAGGAGCGGGACAAGGAGGACUACCUGUACCAGAGGAGGCAGUGUAAACGCAAGUGGCUCUUCUGGAACUUUCCCUCUACUCCCUCUGCCAACUCCGCCUCUUCUGGUUCCAAUGCUGUCGUCUGAUUGGCACUCAGGUUACAGGCAAGGCCCUCUGGGGGGAUCUGUAGAGAUGACUUGGGAAAGUGGAGAAUCAGCACUGUUGGCCAGACACUAGGCCCACUCAUUCAGGCCCUCACCUCUCCCUCCCUCAUUUCUGUUUUGCAUCUGCAGCCAAGCUACACUCCCCCAGGUUUGCAGGGUCAGCUAAAUCCGAUAAUGAACGAAAUUAGUGUCUUUCUUUUUGUGUUAGCAUAUACAUGCAAAGACAAUGAAGCUUAAACCUUAAAGAUCAGUGACUUAAACCUUAUGAACAAGGCAAGGUAGAUGGUGCUGGUGACUGCUCAAUAUGUUGUUGAUAUUCCUGCAUACACCACCAGGGGGAGAACUGAGCAAGUUAUGAAGGGGCUUUGCUUCAAGGUAUAGAACUGUGAUCCUAAGCUCAUGAUAACCAUUGACUGACUUGAAUUGACAACCAAGUGCUUAUCAGCUGCAACAGGCAUAGCAAAGACCAAUGACCAGCAAAGUAACACAGAAAUCAAAUCUCAGUGAUAACACUUUCUUGCCCUUAAGUGUUUGCACAAUCUACCAAACCAGGAUGUGUACAGUACAACUAUAAUCACUCAACCAGAAAUAUCAACAAAAUGCAUUAGGUCUGCAUUAAGAUGAAUCUAUUCAAGUCAUAUAGGACAUCCCCUUAGAUCAUCUGCCUACUGGGAACCACUAAGUCUGUGGAGAAUUACGACUUAAAUGAAAACAGCGGAGAUUUGACUCCUGUCCUCUUUUGUACAGUUAUUGUAUAUUGCAUUUUUCUGUACAACUUGCACAGCUGACAUUGAUGUGAGUGUAUACACAACCCCUGUGUUGUGACGUGUGGCUACAUGUCAGAAAAGGGCUUUCUUUUACACGGCCACAUUUGUCUUCUGACAAGAUGCAAGAGAACCUGAAUCACAGAGUAUUGUUCAGCAUUUGCUUUUGAAACGCCAACAAACACAAACAAAGCUCACCACUAUGUGUUGCAACAAUGGAAUAGCUUUGCACUACCAAGUUUCCUUUUCCUUAAAAUCGGCAAUUGUACCUUAUCAGGACAGUCUGAUAUAUUUAUCCCCGUAUCUUGACCCCACAGCUUUAUGGUGAAUGCCACUAUCAACCGGAACAUUCUACAUUAUAGCAAUGGAUCUGGUGCAUUUCAGAAACCAAUAGGCCAACUCUUGGACUUGGAGAAUCCACAUGUACAGCAGUUCCCCUCUUGGACGGUGGGGUCUUAGGCUUGUCUGUCUGUAAUGGCAGUGACCUUGCCUUUUAGAAGUUUGACAUUAUGCUUAUAGGGUAUCCCUGUGAUUGCAUGUCAUUGGUUAUUUCAGACGUACACAUACAGGAGACUGUCUCGUGUCUGGGUAUAAAUUCCUCCUCACACCCUGCUACUGGACUCUUCUCAAGAGAGGUGAGAGCACCACCUGUAUAUAUCCGCAUUCUGAUGAGAAGAGCACCGAGGCCAUUACAGUACUGGACACACAUGUGUCUGACAAGCUUCAAACAGUCUAAAUGGGCUUGGAGAGAUGAUCAUAGAAUGAGAAAAAUAACAGCACUACAAGACAAGUUGAUAGGAAGAUGAAUUUAAAUCCUCAGUGUACGCUGAAGAGAUAUCUGAAGAGGAUGUUUAUAUCCCUGUUGUCAUUUCACCAACGACAACCCACAGUAUUGUUUUGAUUUAUAAGCAUGGUGCUCAUUCAUUAUUGUGAGUAUUUACAGCAGGUGUAUAUCAAAAGUGGAUUACUGAUUUCUAGCAACACUUUACAUGAAGUUGUCUCCAUUGCAGUGCCCUGGAAUUACUAUGGAAUGCCGGUGGUGACCAGAAAUAAUAACAAAACUUGACUUGUUUCACACACAUAAUUAUGAAUGCUGCUAACUUAAAGGAAAUUGAAAAUCCAUGUUUUUUUGCGCUAUUUGGGCAACUUAUUGUAAGGUGUGAUAGUCUACUAGAUUUUGUUUGUUUUAUGGAUAGUUUUUUCAGAUUUCUCCAGUGCUUGUGCUGACCUCCGAUUACAUGUAUGGUAUGCAGGCAAACUGCUUUCAGAUCAAAAGAAGUGGCUCUAUGGCUUGAGAAGGAAAAUAUGACACGGAGCACCCUCCCAGCCAAUAUACAUUAUUGUCAAGAAUUUGCUUGUAAAAAGAUAUAUAUAUAUAUAUAAAAUAAUAGAUUGUAGACAUAGCUUUUUGUAAGAUAAUGUAAGUUACUUGUAGGAUAUUGUUCUCCUUCAUGCACUUAGAAAAUAUAGCCUACAUCCCUUAUGACAUCACUACGAGACAUCACUACGAGCUUUAGUCAUUUAAAUGCCAUGAAUCCACUUACAAAUCUAACAUGAUAUCUCAGAAUGUUGUUUAAAUGCUCAAUUAUACAAAUAGACUGCAUGUACAAGGCUCAUAUAGAUGUGUAAUCUGUAAUUUAAGGUAUAGAUUAUGGCAGUGCAGGAUCACAAGGCAGUAGCUUUACAUUUUUUGAUCAAGUUCAUAUGUGAUUUGUUGCUAUAAUCUAAUUGAAAAAGGCAGGUUUGACAUGUGUAUCUUGUAAAAGGAUUAAUCACUUGGCAUACCAUCCCAACUCAUAAUCACUUGGAUCAUUCUGUAUUGCACUGGACAUCCGAGUAUGUAGGCUUGUUUAGUCGUCAAUGUUCUGUUUUUACCAAGUAGUGAAAUUAUUCAUUGUUUUGGAAUUGUUGGUCUGUAAAAUGGUUUUGUUGUGUUUUGUCAAAUUGGUAAAUUCAUCAAUGAACCACUGUCUCACUUUGAAAUAUUGUAUUAAUCAUAUAUUUUAACAAAUUUACCCUUAGAAGAUGUAUGUUUUGAUUCAGGCCUUUGUUCCUUUUUUUCAGUUUUUUCCAUUCCACUUGACAAUCCGCAUUUACAUGCUGUGGUUGAAAUGCAUUUGAGUUGAUAUCUCAAUUAUUCCUCUUCUGCUAAUGCAUUGCAUCCAAGAAGCCACCUCAUGCCUUAAUGUAUAGUGUGUGAGAGACAUUGAAUGUAGAUAUUGUUACUGUGGUCACUAGUUUGUGUGUACUAAAGAUGUGUCAAUGCACCAUGGUACUGAAGGCUUUGUUUAUGUGUAAGUGUACAUAUCUGAGUGUGGCAUUAAUGUGUGUACACUUGAAAGCAUCGUGAGCCUGUGCUUUUGUUAAUUUAGACAAUGUUUUGGUUUAAUAUUUUCAUUCUCUGAUCGGAAUGUUUAGUAGUAAACCACUUUUCACCACACCAAUAGACUAACACGAUGACAAGCCCGCUCUAGAAAACACAUUAAUCAAUUACAAAAGUCAGCACAUCCCCAUCAAAUGAAUGCAGAGAAUACUAAUUCUAAUUUGUUUUCUGAUCAUUAACUUCACUAUGGAGAAAUAUCAGUAUUAUCAUUACAAUGGAUGGCAUUGACAUGGUGUGGGAAUUAGAAGUUGGAUUAUAAAUCAAAAACAUAGAUAAUGGCCAAUUGUUUUACAACUGCCUGUUAUAAUGUGGCCGAGAAAAUAAAACAAGCUUUUAGCUGUACAUAUUUCAACAUAGAUACUAGCUGAAUUUGUACACUAUGCAGGACAUAGGCAUACCAGUGUCGUUUAAACCAUAAAUGCACAUUGCAUUAUGUAGACUGAGAGCCUUGGCUUUGAUUUUCAUCGAAUUGUAUAAGGGGGUAUGACAUGUACACAGCUCAUAUUCUUAGACGAGUAGGCAACUUCAGGUGUUAAUUGCAAAUAUAUUAUGACUAGAUAAAAAUAAAGUUAUAACUCAGAACUUUUAAAGCCCUUUUCCAUGUGUUUAGGUGCUAUAUCACUGCUGCAGAGAAGCACAAACCAAAGGGAGCUUGUAGCAGUACCAGGACACCAAUCUGCUGCACAAUCAGUUGCAUAGUUAUAAACAAGACUUGUAUUGAAAUGGUUGAAUUCAAAACUUGAAUCUUUUCUCAGUGUUUAUAGCCUGGUCUGACAUUUUUGCUCGUCAACAGGUAUUUAUUUUUGUUGUUCUGGAGAGUUACAGAUGUUUGUAUUGUUUGUUAGGAGCUGUAGAUCUUGAGUUCUGUAGCAUGUGUUCUUGAAAUGUGUAAAUAGUGUUUAUGUAAUAAAUAUAAAGUAGCAGCCUGCACACAGA